Molecule: messenger RNA, 2337 nt
Organism: Alternaria ventricosa
Lineage: Eukaryota; Fungi; Ascomycota; Dothideomycetes; Pleosporales; Pleosporaceae
Exons: 2
Coding region: 1-2337 (778 amino acids)
Source: RefSeq, a predicted model, not a curated record
AUGGCUUCGUCGGGCGAGCGCCUUCGCGACUGGUCCUUCGAAGGUUUCUACACCAAUCAAGAUGACCACUGGAGCAGCCAUUACCUUUUCCCCAAGAUUGGCAAGGAAGCCAGCGAAGUGUUCGUCCAAUACCUUGAGGGUCGGGGCAUAACGACGCCUACGCUAGACGAUAGCGUCGAGCAAUAUCUCAAGCUCCAAACGGCGCUCUGGAAGAAGUCCUCUCGCGUCGCAAAGCCAGGCCAUCAGUCUUUGAGGUUUAUGAGCGCUGCCCAAACCUAUCGCUGGAGCUAUGAUCAGGUUCUCGCUGAGCAUGCAGGGCAUGUCAUACAGGCCCUCGAAGGUAGAGGAUCUGGAACACGAUAUCAAACAACAGGCGAUGUCGUCUUCAUUUUCAAUGAGAAUUCCAAGAAACCCUGCGGUAACCCCUCCUGCCCAGAUACAAAGAAAAGGGCCACUGGACAGAUUCAACCCUCUCGUGUCGUCACUCUCGAGCCGCUGCUUGACUGGGGAACUGUUGAGCCGGCCUCAGACAUCAUCGUAGCUGCCGGCAGGAUCUUUCCAUUUCGCCGCAACGGACCAAGGAUGAAGGAUCCAUUGUGGACACAGGUGGCUAGGAAGCUAGUGCCUCAGCAGCCGCCCACCUACUGUCUGGGCUGCAUCGAAGAGCUUGUUGAUAGACAUGCGGAAAAGGUGCUCGCCAGUCAACCUCAAGGAGCUAGACACUUCCAUUCCCUAAUCCGGCCUAUUCGGCGUCCUACAUCGAAGGAAGAUUUGUACGAUCUGAGGGAGGGUAGCGACUCGGAAGACGAUCGGAGCGUGGAAGGGCUGGCCUGUUCAACCACCGGCUCGCUAUAUCUGGAUGGCGCCACAGACGAAACUCCACAUACAGAGCCUGUUGACUACACGUCCUACCACAGUCUUGGAAUAUUCCCUACGCUCAAGGAUCGCGAGUCCUCAUGGACAAGUGCGUACAAUGUCCUCUUCGUUGGGGACAAAAGGAGCGCUGGUGAACCGAUUUCUCCACAGUGCUCUCCACGCUCUUUCACAACUCCGUUGGAUUCAUCUAGUCUCAACCGCGUCUACUCCCCACUUCUGUCUUUGAGCCUUCAUUACAACACUCCGCCGCCGACUCCAGGUAAGCCAAAGACCCGCAUUUACGUCCACCGAGAUCCAGAGUCUGUACAACACGCCGAAUACGAAAAGUUCGGCAGCAAGGCCCUGUUGACAGACAGUGUCCCGGAUUUUGGCAGUGGUAGUCGCAGGUUCGGUCGCGAUAUCGAUACUAACGCCGUCCGCGGUUUCUUCACCAAUCACCGUGUACGACGAGAGAGCAUGGCUAGAGCGAAGGGCACCGACAUCCGCAACUUCUUCACGGUAAUAAAUCCCGAGGGUCCCUCGACACCUCAACGCGCGGUCAAGACCAAAAACGUCGAUGGUGACGAUACGGACUUGAGCGAUGUACCAUCCGACAUAUCAGAACAGGAAUAUGACCCAGAUGGGCCGGGCGGCGAGUAUACACCCGUGAAGAAGAAGGGCAAACCAUCGUCGAACAAGAAAACGCCAAGCCCCCCGUCGAAGCCCGCAGGCAAGAAACAAUCACCGCAUGCGCCUAUGUACCGUAAACGCGACCCAGCCGCCAACAAUACCGUCCCAUUCGGCAUCACCAAAGAGGCUUUUGAAACCCACCUCCAGCAUCUUCCCGCCAAAACCGACCUAAUCUGCUCCUGCCGCAAACCAGCUCGCACCAACGAAGUCCAAAUCACGCAAUGUAUGAACAAGGACUGCAGAGUGCGCUGGUACCACAAGGACUGCCUUGAUAGGGUUGGCAAGCUGAAAGCUAGGCAUGGGACCUACUUUUGCGAGCAGUGCCAGAACGAGAAGUACUAUGCAGAUCUAUCUCAGGCCAACGGAUGGAGUACGAAGAAGUUGGUGCAGAAUGAGAUUGGAAUGCCGUUUACGGGACAAGAGGUAGCGGGCACGUUUGGUAAUACCGGGGACUUCCAGGCUGCUGCGAAUUCAUAUGGUCUUGCAACGUCGAGUCCUACCAACAUGCUCUCUGCGUUGGCUGAUCCUUUCACUCCAACGAGUGCAGUGGGGCUGAGUCGUCUUGCUGUGGGCUCUGAGCCUUCUCUUGGUCUGGCGACGUCGCGCCCGUACUUUGUCAACAAGGCUUAUACCCAAGGACAAGAGAAUGCGCGCAUUGCCGACGAGGACUAUGAGCAUGCGCAGAAGUAUGGCUUUUACCCUGAGCGAUGGGAUGAAGAGGGCGAUGAUGGUGACGACGAACUCGAGGACGAAGAUGAAGAUGGAGAUGCGGAUAUGAGUGAGGCAUUGUAG